Messenger RNA from Sinocyclocheilus grahami, 2794 nucleotides. Its product is annotated as netrin receptor UNC5C-like. Gene Ontology annotation, cellular component: membrane. Gene Ontology annotation, biological process: axon guidance; netrin-activated signaling pathway. The record is from RefSeq and is a predicted model, not a curated record. Bases 406 to 2667 code for a protein of 753 amino acids. Gene Ontology annotation, molecular function: netrin receptor activity. Lineage: Eukaryota; Metazoa; Chordata; Actinopteri; Cypriniformes; Cyprinidae. The transcript is spliced from 15 exons.
GCCGGCGGCUCGCGCGGGGAUCUCGCGCUCCUCCAGCUCUCCAUCAGAAGGCGGGGAGCUCGCGCUGAGGGAACUUCACUGACAGACAUCUACAACUCACCUCAGGAGCGCCGAUUUACCUGUUUACAGCCGAUCCGCGGCGUUUCGCGAAGCCUCGAGAGAACAGCUGCUCAGGAGAGGAGAAACGGAGGAUAUUGAUCCCAAACACUUGUGUUUGACGGCCGUUGGUGGCCGCUUCUGUCAAAAGAGUGCGCUGAGGUAAAAACUAACGGAUUCCAUCAACGCUUCAUUCCGCGAAUAAUAAUCUCUCCGCCACAAGUUCCGCCGGUUUUAUCAGAAACAAGAUCUCCAGAGGUGCCUCUGGUUAUUAUCUCACCGGAUUUCUGCCUGGUUUCGGCUGUUUGUAUGAUGGGAAGAAGUAGAAAGACUGCGAGAAGAGAGCGAGGCGGAUCGGGACGCUCAGCGCAGAUGAUAACUGUGCUAGUUUUUACUAUUUUAUCGCUCAUCAACACCGGUUCAGCUCAAGAUGACGACUAUCUGGGAUUGGGUGAACUCCCGGAAACAUUCCCCUCGGAUCCGCCCGAGCCGCUCCCGCACUUCCUGAUGGAGCCAGAGGAGGCGUAUAUCGUCAAGAACAAGCCCGUUAACCUGUACUGCAAAGCCACACCAGCCACGCAGAUCUACUUCAAGUGCAACAGCGAGUGGGUCCAUCAGAAGGAGCACACAGUGGAGGAGCGCGUGGACGAGAGCUCGGUUGUCGCGAACGGUAGCCCACAGCCUUGCAGGCAAACACAUGUACAUGAACAAUCUCUAAAAAACUCCUUCUCAUCUUCUCCCUCUGUAGAUGACGACUAUCUGGGAUUGGGUGAACUCCCGGAAACAUUCCCCUCGGAUCCGCCCGAGCCGCUCCCGCACUUCCUGAUGGAGCCAGAGGAGGCGUAUAUCGUCAAGAACAAGCCCGUUAACCUGUACUGCAAAGCCACACCAGCCACGCAGAUCUACUUCAAGUGCAACAGCGAGUGGGUCCAUCAGAAGGAGCACACAGUGGAGGAGCGCGUGGACGAGAGCUCGGGUCUGGUGGUGCGGGAGGCCAGUAUCGAGAUCACCCGUCAGCAGGUGGAGGAGCUCUUCGGUCUGGAGGAUUUUUGGUGUCAGUGUGUGGCCUGGAGCUCGGCAGGAACCACCAAGAGCCGUAAAGCCCACGUCCGGAUCGCCUAUCUCAGGAAAACAUUUGACCAGGAGCCUCUGGGGAAGGAAGUGUCGCUCGAACAGGAAGUGCUUCUCCAGUGCCGCCCGCCAGAAGGAAUACCUGCUGCUGAGGUGGAGUGGCUGAAGAACGAGGAGAUCAUCGAUCCCGCCGACGACAGGAACUUCUACAUCACCAUCGACCACAACCUGAUCAUCAAACAGGCCCGUCUGUCCGACACCGCCAACUACACCUGCGUCGCCAAGAACAUCGUGGCCAAACGCCGCAGCACGACAGCCACCGUCAUCGUCUACGUGAACGGCGGCUGGUCGACGUGGACGGAGUGGUCGGUGUGCAGCAGUCGCUGUGGGCGGGGCUAUCAGAAGAGGACGCGCAGCUGCACCAAUCCCGCGCCUCUGAACGGAGGAGCCAUCUGUGAGGGUCAAGCCAUCCAGAAACUGGCCUGCAACCCGCUCUGUCCAGUGGACGGUCUGUGGACGCAGUGGAGCAAGUGGUCGACGUGUGGGACAGAGUGCACUCACUGGAGACGGCGCGAGUGCAGCGCUCCGGCCCCCAAAAACGGCGGCAAGGACUGCGAGGGAGCGGUGCUGCAGUCCAAGAACUGUACGGAUGGGCUUUGUAUGCAGAGUUCCUUAUAUCAGAAGUCCUCCGAACCCACAGACAAGAGCAAUGCUCUGCCACAUCCAUCGGCCCCCAGCACAGACGACGUGGCUCUGUACGUGGGCAUCGUCAUCGCCGUCAUCAUGUGUUUGGUCAUUUCCGUCAUCGUGGCACUGUUCGUCUAUCGGAAGAACCAGCGAGACUUUGACUCGGACAUCAUGGAUUCGUCGGCGCUCAACGGAGGAUUCCAGCCGGUCAACAUCAAGACGGCGCGCACAGCGGAUCUGCUGACGGCUCCUCCGAGCGUGAGCUUGUUGGUGCCAGCGGGUGCCAUCCCUCAGGGCCGUGUCUAUGAGAUGUACGUGACGGUUCACAGGAAGGAGAGCAUGAGGCCGCAGGUGGACGACACACAGGAGACGGUCCUGAGUCCGGUGGUCAGCUGCGGUCCUGCUGGAGCUCUCCUGACCCGGCCCGUCAUCAUCACCAUGCACCACUGCGCCGAGGCCGACAGUGAGGACUGGCUCAUUCAGCUCAAGAGCCAAUCACAGCAGGGCCAGUGGGAGGACGUGGUGGUGGUGGGCGAGGAGAACUUCACCACUCCCUGCUAUAUCCAGAUGGACGAGGAAGCGUGUCACAUCCUGACGGAGACACUGGGCACAUACUGUCUGGUGGGUCAGUCGGUCAGCACUGCCGCCGCCAAGAGACUGAAGCUGGCCAUCUUCGGCCCGGUCAGCUGCACCGUCCUGGAGUACAACAUCCGAGUCUACUGCCUGGACGACACGCAGGACGCGCUCAAGGAGGUGCUUCAGAUGGAGAAGCAGAUGGGCGGGAAGACCGCUCAGACACGCGAGUCACGCUGAUAUAAAACAUCACUGCAAGAGACAUGCACAAACACACUUUACUAUCAAAACACUGAAUCAAACUGACUGACACUGAAAACACUGAGAGCAGGAUUAUCACCAUUAACUCGAACCAAUUGCCCCCCGC